AUGUAUCAACAACUCAUGAGAUCAACAUUUUUGUAUGAGCAUUGUUGGCAUCUAUUGAAAGAUCAACCUAAAUGGACUACUGAAACUAGAAAGAAAAAAUCCAAGACUAGUCCAAAUGCAAACCCUGCAUCUUCUUCUCCUUGCAUUCCAUGUGCAAUCAAUUUAGGGGAAGAUUCUCAAGAAUCUAGAUGUAUAGAAAGGCUAGAAGGUAAAAAGGCUGCAAAGAAAUUGGCAAGCCAGAGAAAGAGUAAAAAUUUAAUGGGUGGAAAUGCAGAGUCUGCAAUAGAUCUUCAAAUGGGAAUCCAAGAAUUAAGAAAACAAAAACUAGAACAUGCACACAGACAAGAUGAGCAAUUCCAAUUGAUGUAUGUUGCAGAGCAAGAGCAACUUGCUAUUAGCGUGAAGUUCUAA
Prunus armeniaca (apricot) is the source of this 411-nucleotide messenger RNA. NCBI's taxonomy places the organism in Eukaryota, Viridiplantae, Streptophyta, Magnoliopsida, Rosales, Rosaceae. The record is from the annotation of a GenBank genome assembly.